GUAGUUAUCCCUAAUUUUCUUGGUGUUUAUUUCAUCGUCAUUAAAUAAACAAUAAAUUCACGCAAUUUCGAUAGGAAACGCUACAAGAAUAUCGGCAAAAGCAUGACAAACGUGAUUGUGAAAUAGACCGUGUGGAAAGUGUGGAAAAUCCAACAAGGAAAAUCAUUAGGAAAAAAAGUGAAAUCAGUUUUUUUCAUUAACACAAUACAAUAGAGAAGUAAGAAGUAAGAAGAAGUUAGCUUAUCGUUGGUUCGUGUAUCAGUUGGCAGUUUGGUGGUCGACAACAACCACAACAACAGCAACAAAAAUUAGUACAAAAAUAUAAAAGAAAAUCGUGUGUGUUAACAAAUUAAUAAAGCAAAACAAAAACAACGAGAACUGCUAAAAUAAUGUCGAAAUCACAAAUCAAUGGUGGCCUACCAACAACAUUUCGACGUAGCAAAAGUGGCAUCGAUAGCAAUUUGCCAAAGAUUGGCGGCAGCAGCAGCAACAUCAAGACUGCAAAUCAUUCCAACAACAGCUCCAUCAACACCACCAGCACCGCCACAACGACGAAGACGACAACAACACCACUCACCUCAUCAGCUGGGGUGAGUAGUGUUGUUGGUGUAACACCAGCCCUGGAGUGUCCACCCCCUGCCACAGCCAAAGACCAGUUAAGUGUUAAUCGUUUAAGUGCGGGUGGUAAUGCAUCUUCGGCCCCGGGGCCCGGUGGUACAAGUUCAUCGCCUGAUGUGGAAGCCAUGCGAGAAUGGUGGCGCACACGAAGUCUAAACGCCCCCUCACCAUUUCAACAAUUUGGACCAUGUGGACGCAUUAUGAAAAAUCCAGCAAUGGUUAUGCAAAUACAGGACCCGGCCAGUCAGCGUUUGACCUGGUACAAACCACCGUUAACGGUGUUGGUAAUCAAAAAGGUGCGAGACUCCACUGUAAUGGCUCCUUUCGUUCAACUUGUCGAAUGGUUGGUACAGGAGAAACACAUGGUGGUCUGGGUUGAAUCGGCAGUACUGGAUGAUUUGUCGCUGCAGGAGGACAAACGGUUUCAGAAUAUCAAAGAGAAAUUAGUUACAUUCAAAGAUGGCCGUGAUGAUCUUACCGAUCGCAUUGAUUUCAUUGUUUGCCUUGGAGGCGAUGGCACACUGCUCUAUGCCUCGCUACUGUUUCAACAAUCUGUGCCACCCGUAAUGGCUUUCCAUUUGGGUUCAUUGGGUUUUCUUACACCAUUCCAAUUUGAUAAUUUCCAAGAGCAGGUAACCAAUGUUUUGGAGGGUCAUGCUGCUCUGACGUUGCGCAGCCGUCUGCGUUGUGUCAUCUAUAGGAAAAGUGAAAGACGCAAGGAUUCGGAUUGCCAACAGAAUCAAAUGAAUUGUAGUAUCUCAGGUGAUAGUGGAGUUUCGAUGGAUUCCUGUGGCGGCAGUGGCACACAUAAUGCCAGUGGCAAAAGUGGCAGCCGGGCGCCAUCAACAAAUAUAUUGGUCCUCAACGAAGUGGUCAUCGAUCGUGGACCAUCACCAUAUCUCAGCAACAUUGAUUUGUUUUUGGAUGGCAAAUAUAUCACCUCGGUCCAGGGCGAUGGUUUGAUUGUCAGCACCCCGACGGGCAGUACAGCUUAUGCUGUGGCGGCCGGUGCCUCCAUGAUCCAUCCAUCUGUGCCCGCCAUCAUGGUAACACCCAUUUGUCCACAUUCAUUAAGUUUUCGUCCUAUUGUCGUACCUGCUGGUGUUGAACUUAAGAUUUCCGUAUCACCAGAUAGCCGCAACACAUCAUGGGUCUCGUUCGAUGGUCGCAAUCGUCAAGAGCUAUUCCACGGUGACAGUCUGAGAGUAACAACCUCAAUAUAUCCAGUGCCAAGUAUAUGUGCCCAAGACCAAAUAUCCGAUUGGUUUGAUUCCCUGGCCGAGUGUUUGCACUGGAAUGUACGCAAGAAGCAAAAGUGUUUGGAUGAAUUGUCCGACCUGACUGCAUCCGGUUCCGAAGAUACACUCGAUGAAUUGGAAAGGGGUUCAGAUUCUUUGUUAGAUAGUUAAAAUUCCAUUUAAAAAUGGAAUGGUAGGUCAUUCAAAAACAUACCAACAACUAAGCAAUAUUAAAAUUUCAUUGGUUAUGUGAAAUGGAGAAAAAAAAAAACAGAUAGGAAAAUAAACAAAGGUCUUAAACUAUAAAUCGGAAUGUGUUAAAAAGGCUUAACAUUGUAUGGAAAGCUUUCUCUGUAGGCUUGUAUAUUAUUAUUAUUUUUUUUUCUGUUUUAUUAUUAAUUUUUU
Musca domestica (house fly) is the source of this 2261-nucleotide messenger RNA. It is a transcript of the gene Nadk1b, whose product is annotated as NAD kinase. NCBI's taxonomy places the organism in Eukaryota, Metazoa, Arthropoda, Insecta, Diptera, Muscidae. The transcript has 6 exons. Gene Ontology annotation, molecular function: NAD+ kinase activity. The record is from RefSeq and is a predicted model, not a curated record. Bases 390 to 2027 code for a protein of 545 amino acids. Gene Ontology annotation, biological process: NADP+ biosynthetic process; NAD+ metabolic process.